Molecule: messenger RNA, 4944 nt
Organism: Brugia pahangi
Lineage: Eukaryota; Metazoa; Nematoda; Chromadorea; Rhabditida; Onchocercidae
Source: the annotation of a GenBank genome assembly
AUGCAGGAAAAAGUUUUAGUGGAUGUGAUUCCUGGUUCGCCUCUUGUUGAUUCGAUGAUGCAAGACGAUAUUUUAGAGCCACAGAAAACAUUUGCUGAAACUCAUCGGCAGGAGGUAUUUGCUAUUAUCGACCUUAUACCUUCGUUUGCAAGCAGUCAACGUGAUACAGAAAACCGUUCUGAAAGAUUUCGAUAUCUACUUGAUUUGUACCAAGAACAGCCCAGUUUGCUUGAUCCUUUCAUGGAAAUCAUGAUAAAUAGAUUCGACGAUGUGUCAAAUGUGGCAUUUGCAUUGCUUGCACAUAUAUCGAAAGUUAGGGGGUACAAGGUGUUCCUUUCAUUGCUACCUCACGAAAUGAAAUAUAUGGAGAAAGUACUUUCUUCACUAGAACGAUAUUCUGAUUCUGUGAUGGAUAUGGAUUCCCGGUAUAUACUUCUUCUUUGGACGGUGAUCUUAUGCAAAAAUCCAUUUGAUUUGAGCAAAUUUGAAACCAAGAAUGGUUGUAAUGUACUGGAAAGAAUGAUCACCGUUGCACUGCCAUAUCUAUAUCUAAAUACUGAUAGAUGUCAGCAUUCUGCUGCUUUAUUACUUUCAUUGGUAGUAUCUCGUGAAGAUGCACGCAAGAAAUAUUUGAAGAAGUUGAUAGAUCCUUGUAUUUCGGCGAUUGAAAGCUGUGAAGGUAAAUGGUCUCUUAACAAUGAACUCGUUGGUAGUCUCCGUUUGCUUGCAGCAAUUCUUAAAAAGGGAGAACGUGAAGACUUACUGCUUAUCACAGACCAGGUAUUAAAAGCCUUACAUCGGCUAAGUAACCUUGAAGAUUCUGAUUUCACUGUGAAGAAGUUAACGGUCAAAAUUGUUCAAAGAUUAGGAAUGGUCUUUUUAAAACCAAAAAUUGCAAAGUGGCGUUACAAUAAUGGAAACUGCAAUCUUAAUUUAGAAAGUGAUUUUGGAAAAUGUCGAGAAUUAAAUAUUUUGGAGGUAGAAAAUUUUGCAGACGAAGUUCACGAGGUCCCAUAUGCUAAGCUGGAAGUGGUUCUGAAUACAAUUCUAGAAUCAUUGCGUGAUCGUCAUACAGAUAUACGUUGGGCGGGUGCAAAAGGUAUUGGGCGGAUUUUAUCUCGUUUGCCGAAACAUCUUGCAAGUGAUGUACUCUGCAAUAUCAUUAAAUUUAAUUUCAACUUGCACUCUGGAAAUGCUGCCUGGCAUGGCGGUUGUCUGGCAGUUGCUGAACUUGCAAGGCGCGGCUUUUUACCCCUCGAAAGACUUCCGGAUAUUAUGAAAAUCCUUUUAAUCGCCUUAGUAUUUGAAGAACCGCAAGGACAUCAUGCUUUGGGAGCGAGUGUUCGGGAUGCAGCUUGCUAUAUAUGUUGGUCAUUAGCUCGAACUUUUCAUCCAAUGGAUUUGGAAGCAUAUAUUGAACAGAUUGCAACAACCCUUGUUUGUGUAGCUUUAUUUGAUAGAGAAGUUAACGUAAGACGAGCUGCUAGUGCAGCAUUUCAAGAAAUUGUUGGUCGGCAAGGUACAUUUCCAAAUGGCAUCGAGAUAUUGACAAAAAUUGAUUAUUUUGCUGUUGGACAACGUUGUAGAACUUAUUUAGAGAUCUCAUGUCAAAUAGCAAGAUAUUCAAUGUACACGCAAGGGAUUAUCGAGCAUCUUAUAUCUUUCAAGAUAACUCAUUGGGAUGAAGAAAUUCGCUUAUUAUCUGCUGAAGCGCUCCAUCGUCUUUGUGCUUCAGAUCCAAGUUUUGUUUGCGCCCAGGUUCUUAAAAAGUUAAUUCCACUAAUCAGUAAUGAGUCACUGAUUAUGCGACAAGGAGGUGUGGUUGCACUGGCAUUCACUUUAUCAGGUUUGAAAAGAUGUGGAACGCUUCUACAUGAAGAAUUGUACGAAAAUGUUACACAGAUACCUAGCAUGGUUUAUCCCUUGUGCAAGAAAAGAACCAAUUCAUUGGGUUCUAAAUUGAUGCGUCGAGCUAUGAACGUUUUCAUCAAGUCGUUAUCAUCCGUAAUACCGAAGAGGCUUAUAAAAACUGAAGAUUGGCUUUCUUGUUUGGAAUUGAAUUUUUGCGACGAAAAUGAAGAUAUCAGAAAAGGAGCAUGUGAGGCAGGAAAAUCCUUCUUCAAACUUUACAAUGAUAGCUCAGGUGCCGAGUUUCUGAUGCUUCGAAUUCGUCAAGUUUAUUUGCCACAGAUAAUUGCUGCCAAAAUAGAAUCAGAUAGAGAAGGGACAGCAGCUCUUCUGGGUGUCAUUCCAAGUGAAGUAUUAUUGCUGUCAACGUUAUCCGAUUCUUUCGCUGCCGAAAUAAUUCGUACACUCACGUUUACAAUCAGUGGAUCUAGUGCACUAGACGCAACUUGGGCUUGUGGACGGCGCUCUUGUGUGGAAGCUAUUACGCGUAUUGUUGAUUCAAUUGGGAUUGAACCUCUAGGUCAUAUUGCUGAACUCCUUGACUGUCUAAUUAAUUCUUUGGACGAUUAUACAAUGGACAAAAGGGGUGAUAUUGGAAGAGUUCUGCGCGAAGAAGCGAUGAGGGCACUUGCAAUUAUUUUGCCUCUGGCACAAAACUACUCGAAAAUUGUUGAUCGUAUUUCUGAAGCAGUUUGUAAAAUAAUUCAACAGUCUAUUGAGAAAAUUGAUGCAACUCGUGAGUGUGCUGCUUUGGUAAUGAAGAGGAUCUUGCAGUCAGGGCUAAAAGGUAUUCAGGAAGAAGAAAUGCUAAGAAAAAUUUAUUUGGUUAAUGGUUCGAAUGUGGACUGGAGAUCGCCAUCUUGUUUCAAGCGAUUGGCUUUGCUGCUGAAGAGUUCUUAUUACAGAUAUUCUGCCUUAAGUGGAUUUAUUAUAUCCGCUGGUGGUGUUACGGAGUCUACGAUGCGAGGCGCAUCUGAUGCCCUGCUUUCAGUGAUUUCUGAUGUUCGCGGAUCACGACAAGAACUGGAAAUUUUUCUUCAAUGUUUUACAUCCAUUUUAAUCAAUAAUGCUGGAUUAUUACGUGUAACCCAACCACUGCUUCGCACACUAGAACAAAUUUUGUCAGCACAACUUCUUCAAUGUUUUGAAGCAGACCCAGAUUCUUCACCUUCUCUUCGAAAAAUUGUGGAUCGCGUUGCUAUUGAGGCUACAAUUAAAGGAAGCGCGCAGAAAGUUCGGAUAUGUAUUUCAGUAUUAUGCCAUUUCUUGCAUUUUAAUUCAUCUAGUCUGGUAUGGCAAAAAUCUGCGUCAUUGGUUGUUCGCAAUUUGCGAUCCCGUUAUCCCAUAAUACGACGUAAUGCAGCUCAGCAACUUUAUGAAUGCUUGAUCUCUGAAUGUGAUAGCAGCAAUGAAGCAGAAAGAAAUAAACGCGUGGAAUUGUUGAAUUUACUUUCAGAAACAAAGUGGAAUAUUACUGGCGAUGAACAGUAUUUCGUAAAAGUAAAGUUGAAACGACCUCGCAUUGAUAUUUCGAAUUUAUCGACAGCAACCACCACACCAGAAGAUAUUCUGGCUGCAUUGGAGCGGGAUGAAUCACAGGCAGUGGUUGUUGAUGAAGCAGCUGUUAAACGAAUUGUUAUGCAGCUGGAGAAACGUUGUCUGAAAAACCGAGAGAUGCGCAUCAAAUAUGGCGACGAACCGGCAAAGUUUAUGGAAAGCGAAAUUGAAUUAAAUGAAGCAAUACAGGAGAUGCAUGCUUUGGCAACGCAACCCGAUUUAUAUGAACUACUUGUUGAUCAUGGCGGAACAGCUACCCUUUUGCAAUUAUUAGCUCACGAAAAUUCUGACGUUGUUGGUGCCGUCAUCAAUCUGUUGCAGGAACUAACAGAUGUUGAUACGUUGAAUGAAGGUGAAAGUGGGGCAGCAAAACUAAUUGAUGUGUUGGUUGCUGAUCAACUAAUUGAAACAUUAGUACAGCAAAGCAUUGAACGUAUGGAUGAAACUAUAAAAGACGAAGCCGAUGCAAUCCAUAAUGCAUUAUCAGUCGUAGAAAAUGUGCUCGAUUUCCGACCGUCAUUUGCUGAUAUCUGUGUCGAACAGGGCCUGUUUGCUUGGCUUCUCCGUCGUGCAACUCAACGAGGAGGUUUGGAUGCGAAUAAGAUGUUUGCUAGUGAAUUGCUUUCUUUGCUUCUGCAGUCAACCGAAUUAGCUAGAAAACGAUUAACCGAAAAAGUUGAUGGUUUCGAUUUACUGCUUCGUGCUUUGGCCACUUACAAGCGUCAUGAUCCUGGCAGUGCAGAUGAACGGGAGCAUAUGGAGAACUUGUUUAAUGCUGUAUGCGCUGCGCUUAUGUAUGCUCCAAAUAGGCAGAAAUUUUUGGAUGGUGAAGGCCUUCAAUUAAUGAAUCUUAUGUUGAGGGAACGUAAGCAGUCACGUGAAAGUGCACUAAAAGUUUUGGAUUAUGCUACAAAUGGUAUAGAAGGAAGAUCCAAUUGUGCGAAAUUCAUAGAUAUUCUCGCAAAACAAAAGAGAAAAGAUUCAACACCAGAUGAACAUGAAGAGCAUGUCUGUUCGGUUUUGUCAUCUUUAUUGAGGUCUUGUGGUGAAGAAGGACGCAGUCGAAUUUUUUCGAAAUUUAGCGAACAUGAAUACGAAAAAGUUGACCGUGCUGUUGAACUCGUUCUAAAAUACCAAGAACGUGUGGACCGAUUUGACGCCCGUCAAGCUAAUUUGACACAGAAUAGCAAAUUAUCUGAUGAUGAAAUUGAACAACUGUAUCUGGAUAAGUUGGAUGCUGGUUUGUACACGCUGCAACGAAUCAUUUUAAUUCUUGCGGAUAUAUGUUCAAGUGCAAUGCCUGGCUGUCGUAAUCGAGCGGUGAAGUUGUUUCAAAUGCGAACUGGGAAUGGAAAGCUUAGCAAACAUCUUGUGCCGGUACUUGAGGAGUAUGAAAUUAAUUUAGGCGCAGAAGCAGAUGAAGAGAGAAGACGUACCCGUCAGCUUAUCGCACGAGUAAAUAGCAUUGAUAAGAACUAG